This is a messenger RNA of Alligator mississippiensis (American alligator), 2557 nucleotides long. Its product is annotated as cGMP-dependent protein kinase 1. NCBI's taxonomy places the organism in Eukaryota, Metazoa, Chordata, Crocodylia, Alligatoridae. The transcript is spliced from 20 exons. Gene Ontology annotation, molecular function: cGMP-dependent protein kinase activity; ATP binding. The coding region runs from base 330 to 2372 and encodes 680 amino acids. The record is from RefSeq and is a predicted model, not a curated record. Gene Ontology annotation, biological process: protein phosphorylation.
CUGCGGCUCCUCCCGCUCCCUGACCUUUGCCCCGUGAGGAGGCAGGAGUGGCCGGGGCUGCGGGGAGCUGAGCUCCCGCCAUUGCACGGCCUCCCGGGCCCCAGCUCCACGCGGUCCUGCCCCCCCGGGCGGUGCUGGGCUCAGCGGAGCCCAUUCCUGCCCCCCGGCCCGGUCUGCCCCCCGCCCCAGACCCAGUCCGUGCCGACGGUUAGACAGGCCGUGGCAGCUGCAAUCCCAGCCCGGCUCGGGGGUGGCUGAGCCUCUGCGGUGCCGUGCCGUGCGGCAUCACAGGCAGCGCCCCCCCGGCGUGCACGGCCCCGCUGAGGCUGAUGCCCGUCCAUCUGUCCCUUGCAGCGCCGGGGGAAGGGAUGGACCACCAGCUGCGCGAGCUGCGGCUGCAGGAGGAGCGGGCGUUUCUGCAGAGCGUGGCACGGACUCAGGGCUCGCCGGAGCAGGGAGAGGAGCUGGAGGGCGACAGUGAUGGCGAGGGUGAGCACAGGAGGAGCGAGGACGAGGGCGGAAGGAGGAAGAGCCGAGCGCGGCCCAUUGUGCCUGAGCCCGUCUCCAGCGAUGGGGACCUGCCGCUGCCCCAGGUGCCCAAGUCGCCCAGGGACACGAGCCUCCUGGCCGGUGCCGUGGAGCGGAACGACUUCCUGCGGCGCCUGGGCGAGGGCCAGACGGACGCCAUGGUGCAGAGCUUCACGCCCGCCCAGCACGGCCCCGGUGACACCGUGCUGGCCGAAGGCACUGAGGGCCACGCCAUGUACAUCGUCGCAGAGGGGGAGCUGAGUGUGACACAGCGUGGGCGCCGCCUCCGCACGCUGCUCCCGGGGGACGUGUUCGGGGAGCUGGCGCUGCUCUACAACUGCCGGCGCACCGCCACCGUCACAGCUCUGACGCCUGUGCGGCUCUGGGCCCUUGACCGGCAGACAUACCGUGCCAUCGUCACUGGCAGCGCCAAGCGCCGCCGGGCCCAGAUCCUGGGCUCCCUCCGAGAGGCACAGUGCCUGCAGGGCCUGUCGGAUGCUCAUCUCUCCAAGCUGCUCGACGCCAUGGAGGAGUGCACGUUUGGGCACGACGAGGUCAUCAUCCGCGAAGGCGAUGAGGGGAAGGACUUCUACAUCAUCCUCCGCGGGGAGGUCCGGGUGAGCCGCAGCGUGGGCGGGCGGGAGGAGCCGAUCCGGGUGAUGAGGGCCGGCGAGCACUUCGGGGAGCUCUCGCUGCUGCGGAACAUCCGCCGGACGGCCACGUGCCGGGCGCAGGGCGAGGUCACCUGCAUCACCGUGGCCAAGGAGGACUUCCAGGAGAUCAGCCCCCUCUGCCCCGCUCCGCACUCGGAGCUGGAUGUGGCUGCACAGGAGGCCUCUGCACCCCCUGAGCCCCCCGAGUCCCCCAGCACCCCGGUGCAGCUGCAGGACCUGGCCCCCGUGCGCUACGAGGACGGGGAGCAGCAGGGCCUCACCGUCAUCCUGGGCACCGGCGGCUUCGGCAGGGUGGAGCUGGUGCGCCGCGGGGCCGAGCUGUUUGCGCUGAAGCGGAUCCGCAAGGACCACGUGGUGCGGACGCGGCAGCAGGAGCACGUGCGCACCGAGCGCCGGGUGCUGGCACGGAGCCACUGCCCCUUCGUCGUGGGGUUGGUGGGCACGUUUCGGGACAGCCGCUACGUCUACCUGCUGCUCGAGUUCUGCGCCGGCGGCGAGCUGUGGACCAAGCUGCGUGAGGUGCGCUGCUUCGAGGAGGAGGUGGCCGUGUUCUGCUCGGCCUGCGUGGUGGAGGCGCUCGACUACCUGCACGGCCUCGGCAUCGUCUACCGCGACCUCAAGCCCGAGAACCUGAUGCUGGACGGGCAGGGCUACGUCAAGCUGGUCGACUUCGGCUUCGCCAAGGAGCUGGCACGGGGCGAGAAGACGUACUCGUUUUGCGGGACCCCCGAGUACCUGGCGCCCGAGAUCCUGCGCCACGAGGGCCACGACUUCGGCGUCGACUUUUGGAUGCUGGGCGUGCUCGUCUUCGAGAUGCUCGUGGGACGACCCCCGUUCCACAGCGCUGAGCCCCAGAAGAUCUACAGCAAGAUCCUGGAUGGCGUCUUCUCCUUCCCGGCCUACCUGAGCGAGGCCGCCUGCUCCCUCGUCGCCAAGCUCUGCAGGCGCCGGCCAGGGCAGCGGCUGGGGAACACGGGCGCUGGCAUCCGCGGCAUCCGGAAGCACAGGUGGUUCGGGGCGGUGAAGUGGAAGCGCCUCGCGCUGCGCCAGCUGGACGCCCCGACCCUGGCGCUGAUGAAGCAGGGCCCCCCCUACGCCAACUUCAAGCGGUUCUCGGUGGACUGGACGCCGGCCGAGGAGGAGUUCUCGGGCUGGGAUGAGGAUUUCUGAGCGAGUGGACGGACGGAUGGACAGAUGGGUGGCCCAUCACCCUGGCAGGGCCAGGACUGGGGGUGGCCCCCUCCCCUCUGCCCCCUGCUGGGGGGGGGCUGGGAGACCCCCAGGGCAGGGGGAGGUGGCAGCGGGGGACAGGGGCCCGGUGCUCCCUGCGCAGGCAAUAAAGCUGCUGCAACCUG